Molecule: messenger RNA, 971 nt
Organism: Brassicogethes aeneus
Lineage: Eukaryota; Metazoa; Arthropoda; Insecta; Coleoptera; Nitidulidae
Source: the annotation of a GenBank genome assembly
AAAAAUUGCAUUUCUUGACAGAUCAAGUCAUAAUGAAUAAGUUAAUAUUAAUAAUUAUAUUUUUUAAUUAUUCUGCCACAUCCCUCGAUUACAAAAUGUAUUGCGACGAACUUUUUUGCAAAGACAAAAAAUCCAACCACACCGUUUGUUUGAGAAAAGACGUUCAAUGUCGGCCGAUAGAAAAUUGCAAAACUCUGCCGAUGACCCGUGAGCUACGACAAGUAGUGGUUGACCAACAUAACGAAAUGAGAAACAGAUUUGCCAGCGGAAAGGACGUUUAUCACAACCAACCCAACGCAGCUUCAAAUUUGAUGGUCAUAAAUUAUGAUUUGGAACUGGAAGAAGUUGUAAAGUGUCAUUUGAAUACGUGUACCUUUGAUCAUGACGUAUGUAGAAAAACUAAAAAAUUUUCAACUGUUGGUCAAAACACAUUUAAAGGAAAUGGUCUCUUCAAUCCAUACAAAAUUAAUAAAGCAAUGAUGGCCUGGUACUCAGAGAUCAAAAAUGUAGAACCUGAAAGAUACAUUAAAUAUACAUUGGCUAAACCGAAUGCACCCGAAACUGGACAUUUCACUCAGUUAGUAUGGUCAAAAUCGGAAUUUAUUGGUUGCACAGCUUCAACAGACGGAACAAUAUUAUAUUUUGGUUGCAACUACGGCCCUGCUGGCAACGUUGAUGGAGUUCGCACUGUAAAGUGGGGGACACCAUGCUCCGAGUGUCCCAAUAAAUUGAAAUGCAACUCCAAGUAUAAAUCCCUUUGCGGGGAUCUACUGGCCAUACCGGACCCACCCGGGACAAAACCGGGCGCAUCGUCCCUAUCAACUUUUGCUCCCUCUUUGAAAAAUUGCAAAAACAAAACAUAUUUUGCUUUAGUUUUAUUACUUUAUGCGAUUAUUGUAUUUAUCUAAUUAUUCUAAGUUCAAACUAAUUGUAUUAUGUAAAAUAAUCAACAAUAAAUAAUAAUAGCUGUA